Funneliformis geosporum is the source of this 677-nucleotide messenger RNA. The record is from the annotation of a GenBank genome assembly. NCBI's taxonomy places the organism in Eukaryota, Fungi, Glomeromycota, Glomeromycetes, Glomerales, Glomeraceae.
AGCAGUUAAUGAGUGAAAGAUAUGGUAUUGAAAAAUAUCAAUUGUGUAAUUAUUUCAAAAGAUUAAGUCCUGAUGGCAUCGAUACAGCGAUUACCAAAAUUGAGAAUGGCGAAGGAAUAACUGGUUAUCUCGGAUUAGAACCAAAAGAAAGAUUUCAAGCUUUCAUUGACAGUUUUCAGGAGAUGGAAAAAGUAGGAGGUCUCUCUCCGGAAGAAAAAUUCUCCCUUGAUAAAUUAGUUGAAAAGCAAUUUGAGAAGAUUGAUCAAGUAGAAAGUUUGGUUAAAGAAACCUUGGGCAGUGAUAAUAAAGUUGAUCCUAAAUUUCUUGAAUUCGCUAAGGCUAAAAAGGUAACUUUGACUAGUUUAGCAGAAGUGCUGAAAGAAGAAUCGAAAGAAGUUAUUAUUUUAGUUGAAAGAUAUAAAUUUGACAAAUUAGAUGACAGUGCCACCAACGAGAAAGAUAAAAAGAAAACUCAACAAACUAGAAGAAUUAAAAAAGCCCUAAAAGAUAAAGACAGUAAUUUUGAUAUCACCAAGGAUUUAGAUGAUGCUACUCUAAAUGAAGCACUUUAUAAAGUAAAAGUAAAUGAGUUAGUAGUUAAUGCCAGCAAGUUUUAUAAUAAGGAUUUGCAAGAAAUCACUACUGACAAUCCCAAAGAUAAAGAAGAAGCUUUUUGA